Messenger RNA from Olea europaea var. sylvestris, 901 nucleotides. RefSeq names its product protein disulfide-isomerase 5-1. The coding region runs from base 121 to 579 and encodes 152 amino acids. The transcript has 5 exons. Gene Ontology annotation, cellular component: endoplasmic reticulum. NCBI's taxonomy places the organism in Eukaryota, Viridiplantae, Streptophyta, Magnoliopsida, Lamiales, Oleaceae. Gene Ontology annotation, molecular function: protein disulfide isomerase activity. The record is from RefSeq and is a predicted model, not a curated record. Gene Ontology annotation, biological process: protein folding.
UCUUCAUUUCAACACAGUAUAGUAAUUAUUUCGAAGUCCAACCUAAUUUACCAGAGUUUCGCUCCCAAUUAACGCCAAUCUUCGGCGGAGCUGCCUGAGAAUUGAAAUUCCCGGCCAAUCAUGAUGCGACAUCGUUUCUACAUUCUUCUGUUCUUCCUUUUGUCAUCCAUUCUCCUCUCGAGUUGGGUGAAUAAUAAUGUAGCAAAGGCUGAGGUGAUAACCCUAGCCGCCGAUACUUUCGACGACAAGGUGAAGGAGAAAGAUACAGCAUGGUUCGUGAAGUUUUGUGUCCCUUGGUGUAAGCAUUGUAAGAACUUGGGAACAUUAUGGGAGGAUUUAGGUACAAUAAUGGAAGGCGAGGAUGAAAUAGAGAUUGGAGAAGUUGACUGCACGACUAAUAAACCAGUGUGUACAAAAGUUGAUAUUCAUUCAUAUCCUACGUUCAAACUAUUCUAUAAUGGAGAAGAAGUUGCAAAAUACCAAGGACCUAAGGAUGUUGAGUCACUAAAAGCAUUCGUUUUAGAAGAAGCAGAAAAGGCAGCUACAAGAGCACAACUUGAGAAUGAUGGCGAGCUGUAACUAAUUUAACAGUAUUUUGGUACAGUUUGGAACUUCUUACUCGAAAGAUAUUGGCCUUGACGUCAAAAGCAGGGUUGCAUUUGAUGGACGCUCGCAAGUUAUUUAUCUUGGAAAUCUUAUUACAUUACAUAUGCAUACAUGAUUUUCCUUCGAGGGGUUAUUUGGUGUAUCAAAAUUGCGCAGCUAAUUAUUGUUUUGUUAAGAAUCUUGGAGAAAGGAAAACAUUGACAUUUUGUAUUGCUAAUUUCACCUUGUUGAAGAUACAUUCCUUGAUGAAUCACUCAAGUUUCAUGUUGAGAGAUUGAAUUUGCUCCUUCACAUU